AUGCCAAGCACUAUUAGUACUAUUUGCUAUAUCACUGACCAUCAAGAAAAUGCCAUUAAUAAUGAUCUUUCAAUUGUAAAAGCAGCCGGAAUUACAUGUCUCAGAACUAAUGAUGUUAAUUUAAAUGUUCUCUUAAUUGCCUUUUAUUCCAACAAUCAACAAAAUAUGGUGUCUUUUUCAACAGAAGAUGUAUUAUUGGUAACUGGAAAAUUUCACUUCAUUGAAGAACAAGAUGAUGAUGGAAAUUCAUACCCUAUUUUAAAGAUUACUCUAACUGAUGCUGUUCCUCUUAAUAUUGAUCCAGUCAAUUUACCAAAAUUUCCUCUCUUGAUUAAUAUGACAGCAGUUGCUCUUGAAAAUGCUGAAAUUAACCAAACUGAUAUUGUUAUUCUUAUUGAAACGAAAGACUAUAUGGAUCAAGAUAAUGUGGUUCAAACUUUCAGAUCUUAUCAUUUAACAAAUGCACAACAUUUGACACGUAUAUCUACAACUGUAAAGAGAGGAUCUGUAAUGUUUAUUUCUGGUGAACUUAUUAUGGUUGAUGAAACUUUUAUCAUUCAUCUUCGAACCUCUACAGAUAAGUCUAAUACAGUUGAGAAAGCUGAAUCAUACUCAAAAUCAAAAAAUCGACCAAAAGUUACUGAUCUCGCCAAAAAUACUCUAAAUCAAGAAACAUCUAACGCAUCAACAUUUCAAGGCUAUUAA
Messenger RNA from Dentiscutata erythropus, 705 nucleotides. NCBI's taxonomy places the organism in Eukaryota, Fungi, Glomeromycota, Glomeromycetes, Diversisporales, Gigasporaceae. The record is from the annotation of a GenBank genome assembly.